This is a messenger RNA of Penicillium coprophilum, 5979 nucleotides long. It is a transcript of the gene hir3, whose product is annotated as putative transcriptional corepressor of histone genes (Hir3). Gene Ontology annotation, biological process: chromatin organization. Gene Ontology annotation, cellular component: HIR complex; nucleus. The record is from RefSeq and is a predicted model, not a curated record. NCBI's taxonomy places the organism in Eukaryota, Fungi, Ascomycota, Eurotiomycetes, Eurotiales, Aspergillaceae. The coding region runs from base 1 to 5979 and encodes 1992 amino acids. The transcript has 4 exons. Gene Ontology annotation, molecular function: nucleosome binding.
AUGUCGAGCUGGGUCGCAUUGAAUGUUGAGCCCGACGAGGCCGUCGAGGAGGAAGUUGACGACACCAAGGAGCUUCAGAUCGAGGAAGCUUUGAAGCUUUACCACAGUGCCUUGAAGCUGCAUUCACAAGGGCCGGACCACUAUUCCCAGGCUGCCGAGGCCUAUGAAGCUCUUCUUAAUUCGGAGAUCUUCAAAUACCCAGAGUCUAUAUCCGAUUUCAAAAGGGGUGCCUUCGACGAUGCGCAGGAUGAAAUUGCUACAGAAUCGAUCACCGAGUUCAACGUUAACGACUCUACCUCCAGUCUAUUCCAAAUGCUCUAUCUGUCCUAUAAGAACUACGGCAAAUUUGUUCUCGAUUCAGUGCAAGACUCCAUACGAACAGCGCCACAGACCCCCGAAUCUGAGCAGGAAAUACAACGAAAGUUGACGGAGGCAUCCAGGAAAGCUUUAGGAUCUUUUGGAGAUGCUUUGGAACGAGACGACUCAGAUCUCAACCUCUGGAGGCAGAGCGCAAGACUCAGCAGUUCCUUGAACAGCUACCGUUUGUCUCGGUAUUGCUUGGAGAGUGUCCUAGCGGACGAUGACAAUCGCUUGGAGUUACGGUCAGAGCAGCUUGGCCUAGAGGAGAUAUUUGCGGAGCAGCGGUUGCGAAGCACGCUACAGUCCCUUUUCGACAAGUUAUCUGCCUCGCAAAUUCCCGUCCAGAAGCCAAAGAAAGCUUUGUUGAAAUACCUGAAAAAGCAUGAAGAUCCAUAUCCCAAUCUGCCGGCACUUCCUGCCGCUUUGCGCCGCCUAGAUCCAUCAAGGGGCCCUCUUGCUCUUCACGCUUCCCGCCGAGAGAUAACCCCUGCUGACCCAACCUGGGAGUCAGUUGGCAAAGCGCUACUCCAAGCACUUGACGAUGAAGAUGAUAACUCGCAGGCCGUUCCCACUCAGUCUAUUGGUAUUACUCUGCCUUCCAGAAACUCCCAAACUCCAGCUACCCCCAUUGCGGAUGCGGAGGCCACGGAAAUGGCCUUGGAUACCGAGGAUGGCGGGAAUCAUGGUGGUAAUGAAGUUGCCGACGUGGACAUGCUUGAGACAACCGAAAACGAUGCCAAGCCCGAACAAAGCUCAUCUCAGCCAAUUAAAGUGCCCACUGAGGCAGGAGAGGAACAAUCAUCGAUCGAUCAAAGUGCUGAAAAGCAAUUGAUGGAGUCAUUGGAACGUCAAUCGACGCAGCCACAGGAUCAGCAGGCCGAACAAGAUAGGGCCCACGCAGAAGAAGUUGACACGGUCUCUGCAGUGGAUAUUCGAAAAAGAUCGUCUGCAUCGGCCGCGAACGAAGAACCGGAGGGUGGCCGCAUGAAAAGCAGACGGACCCGAGCCCGAGAGUCAAAUGCCGACACCUUGGCACUGCCUGAAGAAGUUGCAUUCGACCAAGAAAAAUACUAUGAAGACCGUCUUGAGGUUUUUGUAAAUGCCGAUGAUUGGAUGUUCAGCACUGUUGACUCUCUCUUCUCGAAGGUCGGUAUUGAUGCACUUGGUAGCAUUGAAGGCCUGAGAGAGAAGUGCUCCGGAAAUGACUCAACCGAUACACCCCAAGAUCUCGAGACACGUUUAUUUCAGGACUUCCGAGGUCUCAUGAAGACAUGGGAUGACGAAAAGUCUCGAUUGAUGCAGCAGAAAGACGAUUUAUCUCCGCUGAAAGACAUCCGUGGCACGAGCAAGUCAGGAUUGGCUGUUUUCCUUGAGCACUCAAGAAAGGGUGCUCGGAAGCCAGUUAUCGAGGAAGAGCUCCCUUCUGGGGAGCAAUUGUAUAACUUUUCCAAUGCCAUCAACUCUGACUGGUUACAUCCACAGCAAACUUCGUUCGAAUGGCUAAAAUGUCUUCUCAUGCCGGAUUUUGGGCGAGAGUCUUCGGACUGGCUGACAGCAAAGUCGACUUACACCUGUUAUUCGUGGCCAAAAGACUUGAAGGAGACGGUCGUGGAACUCUUAGUUCGGGAGGAUGAAUUCACCUACCGGGAGUGCAGCGAAAUGAUCGCCAACCUCGAAGCUCGAAUUCUUGGCUCAAGCAAUGGAGCUCCAUUUGAAUACAAGCCGAAAGACUUGUUCGAAUUCCAGAUGAUACAAACCAUCUACGAGCUUCAUUUGGAUGUCUUUUCUUCGGCAGAGAGCCUUGACGGUGAGACAAUCCAGGAAACAAGACUCGCACAGCGUGAUCGGCUGGCUCGCUGGGGUAUGCUAGCUCGGUCAUCGAUAGAUCACUUUGUCGACCAUUGCCCCUCGAGCGAAUCUCAAUCAAAUCUCAUUCUGCGCCAUUUGUGGGCAUCGGCAUUCCACGUUAAUCUUGCCGGUGACGCACAGCGAGAACAUACCCUGCUUUGUCUCCAAGACCUCAAACAAAUACUUCAGUCCCUCGGCAACCCGAGCGUAAAUCUCAUCAACAACGCCACAAUGUCAGAAUUGUCCGCUGCUGUGAUAGACCAGGAGGUCUUGAAGCUCAAGUGCAUGGACUUUUUCGCCAAGGUAUUCAACUCAGACUCUGAGGAUCCCGUGACUCUCAUCGAAGCAAUUGAGCCUAUUCUUGAACCCUCGUCCAUCGAGUAUGCUGAGAGUUCAGCGGAGAAUGACAUGAAUAAUCCCACCUCACACCUCGGUGAAAUGGCUGCCUUCCUUGAUAGAGGUGACGCUACAUUGCGACUAUUCCUCUGGCGUCGACUCCAGGAAGCAUACCAAGCUAUUGAUUACCCGCCUAAAGUUGUCUCUUGCUAUUUACGAAGCAUUGAAGUGGUAAUGGCAGAACUCGAGGCAGCGAAACACAGCGAAGAAACAAGCCAACAUCGACAAGUGGCUCUAUUAGGUUGGCUCAAAGCUCUCGAUGGCAUUGUGGCCAAAGCUAUACCACAUAUCCUUGAAGACCCAGAACAAGCAUUUGACUGUAUAGACAUGGAGCAUUUGCAAACCUCAAUGUCUGCUAUUGCCCGCCUCGUGAGGCUGUUGCACAGCUUUAUACUUUAUGAGGACUCGGUACGAGUAGGCCAGAUUUCUGGUCGCGACUUCCGAGGCUCAUUGGCGAAAUCGCUAGAAAACCUGAAAGAAAGAAUGCGAGAGCUAUAUGUUCGCUGCUGGAUCUUACAAUACGCCCUCUUUGUGGAAGCGAUUGCCCAGAACAAGGGGCUUUUCGAUGAUCCGCUUGAAGACCGCAUUCAUUUCCUUCGUUCUGUUCAUAAUGCAUUGGGCGUUCGAUCGAUGUGCAGGUACUCGCAAAAGAGAUUCUUGAAACUUCUAAAAGCAGAACUAUUUGGUCUUGAAACCAAGGGUGAUUAUGAAUUUGAUAUGUAUCAAAUACUCCUCGAUCUCCAUGGUAUCAAAUUCUCCGCGUUUGAUGGAACUGUGGACCAUGGAUGUCCCCCCGAGAAAUUAGACCGCCCUACAGCGAUCAUGAUGAUCGACUUUGUUCUGCAACAAGCAAACAAGAUGAAUAUGAAAGACUUGUCCAAGUCCGAAUUGAAGACUACCAUUGAGAAGAUGCAGCAAGCGAUUGGUCCUGCCAAGGCUUCUUCGCAAACACCCCAGUUGACUUUCAACCGUCGCCUUGUGAAUGCCUAUCUCAAAGCCGCGCUCAACCCAUCCAAUCUCCUCCGUGCUGUUCAGGGCAUUACAGAGCUUUCGACAACAAUAGUUCCAACGGAGAAUGCGAAGAUCGCUGCCAAAGGGUGGUUCUUCCUCCUUGGCCAUGCCGCACUCACCAAGUUUCGAUCCUCGAAGCGCCUCAGCCCUGGCCCAACAAGCGAGCUUGAUGAUGCCAUCGGAUUCUUUAGACAAGACUUGGAUCAUGGAACAGGGAGAUGGGAAACCUGGUAUAGGCUCGCCCAAACAUAUGACUCAAAGCUUGAUGAAGACAUUACAUGGACAGCUGACAAGAUCAAUAACAAUCGUUCGGACUUGGCAGCAUUGCAGCGAAAUGCUAUUCACUGUUAUGCCAUGGCUGUUUCAACAGCAAUGAGGACUGCAGAGCCAACGGCAGAGACCAGAGAAGCGAUGUCAGAUCUGUAUUCAGACUUCGGUAUCCGCCUGUACUCGUCCUCUCGCGAGCCCUUAUCCAUGGGGGCCUUCAGUGUUGCAGACUUCCCUCGCCAUUUCAGCAGCGAGGAGAGCCAACAAAUGUACAAGGGGACGCCUUUCAAAGAGAUGUCGCUUUAUUCAACAUGGAACUUUGCUAGCAACCUUCUCAAACGGGCAGCUGUCGACAAGUCUAAGCGAUGGAUGACUCACUACACGCUUGGCAAAUGUCUUUGGAAAAUGUUCACCAGCGACGACGCUUUGAGAACCACUUCCAAGAAGGUUGAAAUGCAAGAGGUGAUAAAUGCUAUGCUCGAUGCUAUUGCUGCACUUCCGCAGCGAAGAGACUCACGCUCUGAUCCGAUCUUUGAGCCACAUUUCAAACUCUUCUCUUUUGUACACAAGCUUGUUCUUCGAGGAAACAUGACACCUGCCGAAGGAAGCAAGACCCUCCUUGCAACUCCCUGGGCUCGUAAGAUUGACCCUCCGGAGAAUAUGGAGGGAUGGAACCCAUACAUACUCGAAGUCCUGCGGAAAUAUAAGAGCGCCGACAAGUCCAACUGGCAUCAUCGCAUGGGUGUAAAGGCUGCGCAUGUCAUCUAUGACGACCAGCGAAACGCAACCGCUGCUAUGGCUGCCAAGCAGGAACUUUCUCAAAUAUUCACCAAGACACUUACAAUCCAAGUCUGGCGGCCAGAAUUUGAACGUCCCGGUCGUCAUUUCGUUUACACGACCCGCUACGUGUACUUCUUUGUUGGCCUGCUUGACCAGCUUGACGAUCGCGCAAGCUUGGAUCAACUUUUGCGCCGCGUGAGAAAGAAGCAAGGAGAUUUCUUCAAUCACACCAAGCUGUGGGAGGACAUUUGCCUAACCUAUGCAAAGAUAAUCCGCCGCGCAGCCAAGAUUAACGAAGGACAUGAAGAAACCAUAUUCAAACCAAUCGGGUGGGAAGAGUUCUCCACUAAGACGGCCCGUUUGGAAAGCCUACCUCACCUGGGCCCAGAGAGCCAGGCUAUCUUAGAAUUACUUCGAGACGCCCUGGAGCUAAAGAAGCUUAACAACAACCUCAUGAAAAUUACCAUGUUCGAAGACCUAAUUGCCGACCUCUACGCCCGACUCUACGAGAUCAACACACCUCACCUUGUCGAACAAGCAACCGAGGAAAAUAAAGAAAAGAUGAAAGUCGACCAUCUCCUCAUGGUAGGCGACGGCCUUCCUGAGACUUCAACCCCUCCAGCAUCCGUUCCAGUAUCCGUUCCAGCAUCUGAUACUCCAGCACCCCGUGGUCGGACAAAAGGCAUCGCCCGUCGCGACAUCCAGAAACGCGCCGACACAAUCGUGAACACGAAACUGGCUCCUCGAGCCGUGGCGAGUAAAGUAACCGCCGCAGGCGAGACGGAGCCACCUGCGACUCCGCAGGGCGUUGAAUCGACCACUGCGGGGCCGAGCUCCGCGCCCCGUGGUCCCGCCAAGCAGGUUUCUGCUACUGGGGAUGGCUCAGCUGAGCAGAGAGAUGAGCAUGAGAGUGCAGACGAGACUGAGAAUAGUGAAAAUGAAGACACGAAGCUAGUUGACGAGGGAACCUCGGCGCUUUUCCCUCAUGUUACUGAUGCAGAGGAAAUGGGAACAGGCGAUGAAGGUGCAGACGAAGUGGAUGGUGAGGAUGAUGAAGGCGGCCAUGAGAAUGAAGGCGAAGAAGGGGAAGGUGAUGGUGAUGGUGAUGAUGAUGGGGAUGGUGAUCCUGGUGGUGAUGGUGAAGGAGAUGAGGAUGAGGAGAUGCAGGAUGAGGAAACAAAGUUGGAAGAAGACAAAGAAGGGAGGGAGACUCUCACUGCCGAUCAGUCUGCCAACGACACUGAAACUGAGCAUGUGGCUGACAAGCGAGAUCCCGGGGAGCAAGAUGCCAUGGACAUUACACCUUCUGAGUCCUGA